UUGUCCUGCAUCUACAAAAACAUUGUUAUGUUAACGCCGUAACAGCAUCAGGAACAUAUAGCUUGGGAUUUCCAGAAUAACCCUGAAGCUAUACAGCGUGUACUGUACUGUAGAUAAGUCUUGGGAUGGAGAAUAAGUGUCAGUCAUCGAGUGAUGAGCAAGCUCUUCCGGAUUCUACCAACUGUUCUAAGCCUGGAAAUUACAAGAUUGUGUUGGUUGGUGAUGGUGGAACGGGGAAGUCCAGCUAUGUUGCCAGAUUACAAAGUGGUAAAUUUUAUCUGGAAUAUAUUGCAACUUUGGGAGUGGAGAAACAUAAAAUUGCAAUCGCCACAUCUCAUGGUCCAUGUACAGUGACCAUAUGGGACACUGCUGGUCAAGAAAAGUUAGGACCUCUAAGAGAUGGCUAUUACUCAGGUGCUGAUGCAGCAAUUAUAUUCUUUGAUGUUACAUCUAGAGUGACUUAUAAAAAUGUUCCAAAUUGGCAUAAAGAUAUUCAUAGAGUACGACCAGAUAUCCCCAUUGUUCUAUGUGCCAAUAAAAUUGAUGUCAAGGAAAGAAAGGUAAAAAGGAUCACUUACCAUUCUAAACUUAGAAUGGGAUUCUUUGAAAUAAGUGUCAAGGAUAGGAUCUGCUUAAAGGAACCUUUACAGUAUUUGCUGCAGCAACUGACCAAGGAACCAGAGCUUACCCUAAAAGACUCUAUAGAUGAUGAUAUUUUUGGUGAGGUAAAAGGUUUAUGUCUUUAAAAAAAAUACCCAUUAGAAAGAGUAGGAUUUAUGCACUUUCAUACAGCUGUGGAUGUUAGCUAUUAUUUAAGCAAUGUUAUUUUAAUAGUAUUUUCAUGCUGUAAUUGAAAUAUUGUAGUGGCAGGUUGAAUUGGCAACUUUUUUCUUUCAAACCAUAAUAAAGUGUACCGGGUAUGUAAUUUAUUUUAUGGAAAAAUCAAGAAAACUUUUAUACUGUUUUUUUAUUAUGAUGGUGUAUUUCAAUGUACUUUAUGAUUAUUUUCCUGUUGUAUGAAAUAAAAUGUGCAUACCUUACAUGUACAGUACAGUACACUAUAGGAACAAGGGGUACCCAGGUUACGAACGGGUUCCCUUCCUGAGGACGUUCUUAAGUAAAAAAUGUACGCAAGUCGA
Molecule: messenger RNA, 1139 nt
Organism: Homarus americanus (American lobster)
Lineage: Eukaryota; Metazoa; Arthropoda; Malacostraca; Decapoda; Nephropidae
Product: GTP-binding nuclear protein GSP2/CNR2-like
Exons: 2
Coding region: 126-746 (206 amino acids)
Biological process (GO): ribosomal subunit export from nucleus; protein import into nucleus
Cellular component (GO): nucleus; cytoplasm
Molecular function (GO): GTP binding; GTPase activity
Source: RefSeq, a predicted model, not a curated record